Molecule: messenger RNA, 6987 nt
Organism: Trichomycterus rosablanca
Lineage: Eukaryota; Metazoa; Chordata; Actinopteri; Siluriformes; Trichomycteridae
Gene: abcc6a
Product: ATP-binding cassette, sub-family C (CFTR/MRP), member 6a
Exons: 31
Coding region: 1-4518 (1505 amino acids)
Biological process (GO): transmembrane transport
Cellular component (GO): membrane
Molecular function (GO): ATP hydrolysis activity; ATP binding; ABC-type transporter activity
Source: RefSeq, a predicted model, not a curated record
AUGGAUACUUUCUGCAGCCUUAAUGGCCUUGACCCUCUCUGGGACUGGAACCAGACAUGGUACACACACAAACCUGAACUAAGCAACUGCUUUCAGAACACGAUCCUGGUGUGGGCACCUUGCAUCUACCUGUGGGUCAUCUCACCUUUCUACUGUCUGCAUCUGUACUGUCAUGGUCAACGCCGCCUGCCCCUUUCACUUCUUUUCAGUGCCAAGCUGUUGCUUGGCUUCUUCUUGGCUUCCUUUGGCUUUGUGGAAUUCUUCUAUAUCCUGUUGGAGCGAAACCAGGAGAUCCAUCGUCACCUUGUCUUUCUACUAAGUCCGUUCAUACGCAGCCUUACUGUGGUGUUAGCGGUGUGCAUAAUCCAGUGGGAGCGAGUCCGGGGUUGCCGCUCCUCCGUGGUGCUCUUUCUGUACUGGCUGCUCAGUGUGGUGUGUUGUCUUGUGCCCCUCAGAGCCAAGAUCCAGCAGGCCAUCGAACAGGGUCUCACUCCAGAUGUUGUCCAUUACUUGGCAUUUUUCUCGUACUUCGCCCUUCAAGUGGCCCAGCUUUUCCUCAGCUGUUUUGCAGAACAGGCUCCUCCAGGCAAAGCCAUCCAGAAUGCCUGCCCUGUUCAAGAUGCAUCAUUUUUGUCAAAGCUCCUCUUUUGGUGGUUCAGAGGGUUGGUUGUUAAAGGGUACCGAACACCUCUGCAGGCAGAAGAUCUGUGGUCCCUCCGAGAAGAGGACACUUCAGAGAAAAUCCUCUCCGAUCUGGAAGACGAAUGGACUGCAGAACGCACCAAACUGCAACAACAGGAGAUGUACCUGAGCAACAGUGUGAUGCUGGGAUCGCGCUUGCCAGAUCAGGCUCAGCUUCUAAGAAAGCUUCAAAAAGAGCAGAGCUCAGGCUUCUGCCUUCUACGAACACUCGCUCGCAACGUUGGACCUUAUUUCCUGUCAGGAACACUGUGCCUUGUGAUCCAUGAUGCUUUUAUGUUUGCUAUACCACAAGUCCUCAGUCUUCUUUUAGGUUUUAUGAGGGAGGAAAACGCGCCGCUGUGGAAAGGAUAUUUCUACGCCUCACUCAUGUUCCUUCUGUCCUGUCUGCAGUCCCUCUUUAACCACCAGUACAUGUAUGCCUGUUUUACUGUGGGAAUGAGGGUCAAGACUGCUGUCAUGGGCCUCGUCUACAGAAAGUCUCUGGUGAUAAACAGUGCAGCACGCAGGACGUGCACAGUAGGAGAGAUUGUAAAUCUGGUGUCAGCAGAUACUCAGAAGCUAAUGGAUUUUGUGGUGUAUUUUAACGCUGUGUGGCUUGCACCCAUUGAGAUUGGCCUCUGCCUCUUCUUCCUUUGGCAGCAUCUUGGACCGUCUGCGUUGGCUGGCAUUGCCACCGUCUUUUUCAUAUUCCCUUUAAACGGAUUCAUUGCCAAAAAAAGGAGUAAACUACAGGAGAUCCAGAUGAAAUUCAUGGACGGUCGAAUUAAGCUGAUGAAUGAAAUCCUAAACGGCAUAAAGAUCCUAAAGUUCUAUGCUUGGGAAAAGGCUUUCCUUGAGCAGGUGUUAGGCUACAGAGAGAAAGAGCUCAAGGCUUUGAAGAAAUCCCAGAUUCUCUACUCCAUUUCUAUUGCAUCCUUCAACUCUUCGACUUUCAUGAUUGCCUUUGCCAUGUUCGGCGUGUACGUACUCAUUGAUGACAAGAAUGUGCUGGAUGCACAAAAGAUCUUUGUCUCAAUGGCUCUCAUCAAUAUACUGAAGACACCACUCAGCCAGCUUCCUUUUGCCAUGAGCACCACCAUGCAGGCUGUUGUCUCACUGAAGCGUUUGGGUAAAUAUUUAUGCCAAGAGGAGCUGAAACCAGACAACGUUUCCCGUGAACCUUUUAAAUUGGAUAAAGAUGGUGUGGUGAUUGAGAACGGGAUAUUUAGUUGGUCUAAGGAUGGACCUCCUUGUUUGAAAAGGAUUAAUGUGAGAGUUCCCCGUGGUGCGCUGGUUGCAGUGGUUGGCCAUGUUGGCAGUGGAAAAUCUUCACUACUGUCUGCAAUGCUUGGAGAGACAGAGAGGAGAAGUGGUGUUGUCUCUGUCAAGGGUUCUGUGGCUUAUGUACCCCAGCAAGCCUGGAUCCAGAAUGCCACAGUGCAGGACAACAUUCUGUUUGGGAAAGAGAAGAAAAAGAGCUGGUAUCAACGUGUGUUGGAAGCAUGCGCCCUGCUGCCUGAUCUUGAUAUACUACCAGCAGGAGAUGCCACUGAGAUUGGCGAGAAGGGUUUGAACUUGUCUGGAGGCCAGAAGCAGAGGGUGAGUCUGGCUCGUGCUGUGUACAGGAAAGCUGAUAUCUAUUUGCUGGAUGAUCCAUUAUCUGCUGUGGAUGCCCAUGUUGGUCAACACAUCUUUGAUAAGGUCAUCGGACCCAAGGGUGUGUUAAGAGACAAGACUCGCAUCCUGGCGACCCACGGGAUGAGCUUUCUGCCUCAAGCCGAUCUGAUCCUGGUGCUGGUGGAGGGUGAGAUCACAGAGAGUGGCUCCUACCAGGAACUGCUUAACCGAAAUGGAGCUUUUGCUGAGUUUAUUCACACAUUUGCCAGCUCAGAAAGAAAAGAAAGUGCCACACAGAGAGGCUCCAGAAAGUCUUGUUCAAGGCUCAGUGUUACAGAUUUCAUGCCGUUCUCCAGAGACCUCUCUCAAGAGCAGCUUAUUGGUGGUGACACAAACAGUGUUGCUAUUCAGAGUGUAGACCCUGACAUCGAGCAGGAACAGAUUCCUGAAGAUCUGGGAAAACUCACAGAGGUGGACAAGGCUCGGAUAGGAAGGGUGAAACUUGAGAUGUAUAUCGAGUACUUCCGGACUAUCGGCUUGGGUCUUAUCGUGCCAAUCCUAUUCCUGUACGCCUUCCAGCAGGGAGCUUCUCUGGCAUACAACUACUGGCUCAGCAUGUGGGCUGAUGAACCAAUUGUCAAUGGUACUCAGCUUAACGCAGACAUGAAGCUCGGUGUCUAUGGAGCUCUCGGCUUUGCACAAGGCAUUGCAAUUUUUGGCACUACGGUGGCCAUCUCUAUUGGGGGCAUCAUUGCAUCUCGCCAUCUGCACCUGGAUCUGCUGAAAAACGUUCUCCACUCACCCAUGUCCUUCUUCGAGUCCACUCCCAGUGGCAACCUGCUAAACCGUUUUGCCAAAGAGAUUGAUGCCAUCGACUGUAUGAUACCAGAUGGCCUUAGGAUGAUGUUGGGUUAUGUCUUUAAGUUGAUGGAGGUGUGCAUCAUAGUGCUACUUGCCACACCUUUUGCUGGUGUCAUUAUCCUCCCCCUGGCACUACUCUACGCCUUUAUUCAGAGCUUCUAUGUAGCCACAUCUUGCCAACUGAGGCGUUUGGAGUCUGUGAGCCGCUCACCUAUCUACACACACUUUAAUGAAACAGUGCAAGGUGCCAGUGUCAUUCGGGCCUUUGGAGAGCAGCCACGCUUCAUUCUGCAAGCGAAUCAGAAAGUGGAUCUGAACCAGACCACCUAUUUUCCUCGAUUUGUGGCCACCAGAUGGCUGGCAGUGAAUCUGGAGUUCCUGGGUAACGGUGUCGUUCUCGCUGCUGCUAUACUUUCCGUUAUGGGCAAAGACACUCUAAGUCCAGGGAUUGUCGGCCUAGCUGUGUCUCAUUCCCUGCAGGUGACGGGGAUCCUCAGCUGGAUUGUCCGAUCAUGGACAGAUGUUGAAAAUAACAUAGUGUCAGUUGAGAGAGUGAAAGAGUAUGCUGAAACAGCCAAAGAGGCUUCAUGGAGCUCAGAAGGCAUCUCACUACCACAUGCUUGGCCUGAAACAGGCGCCAUAGAGUUUCAGGACUAUGGUCUGCAGUACCGCAAAGGUCUUGAGCUUGCAUUAAAAGGCAUCUCACUACGCAUUCAAGAGAAAGAUAAGAUUGGUAUUGUGGGAAGAACUGGUGCAGGAAAAUCAUCGCUAGCUCUUGGAAUUUUCCGCAUAUUAGAAGCAGCAAAAGGAGAGAUUUAUAUUGAUGGGAUCAACAUUGCUAAGCUCGGUCUUCAUGAUCUUAGAUCUCGCAUCACUAUCAUCCCUCAGGAUCCAGUGUUAUUCUCUGGCUCAUUGCGUAUGAAUUUGGAUCCUUUUGAUGUCUACUCUGAUGAGGAGGUUUGGAGUGCAUUAGAACUGGCCCAUCUCAAGCACUUUGUCUCCGGACUGCCUGAUAAACUUAAUUAUGAGUGCUCAGAAGGAGGGGAAAACCUUAGUCUGGGGCAGAGGCAGUUAGUAUGCUUGGCAAGAGCACUGCUUCGAAAGACAAAGAUUUUAGUUCUGGAUGAAGCCACAGCAGCAGUUGAUCUGGAAACAGAUACACUGAUCCAGUCCACUAUCCGCAGCCAGUUUGAAGAUUGCACAGUGCUCACCAUUGCUCACAGACUUAACACCAUCAUGGAUUAUACAAAGGUUAUUGUUAUGGACAAAGGACACAUAAAGGAGAUGGACUCCCCUGCUAACCUCAUUGCACAGAGAGGUCAGUUUUACCAUAUGUGCAGAGAGGCUGGAUUAGUGUAAAUUGCACUUUUGAACUGGUUCCUGGACAACAUAGUCUGCUGGCGCCCCCCUGAGGUGGAAUUCAACUAUCAAUCAUCAGCCACAUUAACAGGCAUGUCUUGCUGGCCAGUGUAACAGUACAGAGAAAAAAAAACUAUACACGCUCAUGUUGGUGCUUUAGUAUGAAGGAAGGUACUUGAAGGGCACAUGAAUUCCCAGUUUGAUUGAUUCCAAAGAGUCAGACAUGUUUUACCAGUGUACACUUAUGUAUUACCAAAGCUCAGCUGAAACCUUUAUUUACUCAGGUCGACUUAACAUUUUCAACGGCACCUUAUUUACUGUGUACAGCUGGAACAUUAGCUCUCUCAGACCCUGCAUGUUAGCCCCUGCAGACUGGGUAACAGGGUGGGGAGAAGUCUGUACAAUAAUGUCUUAUUUUGUGGAAUAAAUGUCUUAUUUUUAUACAGUUAUAUACACACAGUGGUACUAAGUCCGGUCCUACACCAAUUAAUCAGCUAAAUGUUUUAUAUAUAAAGAAUGUGUAUGACACAAGCACUCCAAUGGCAUUUCACUGAUACUUGAGAAAAGGGAAACCAUGUUUUAUUUAUGUUUGUGCAUAAAACCUAAAUUAAAAUGGUUUUAUUUAUAGACAAAAGUCUCAACUAACCAACAAUGUAAGGGGAGUUUUUUUUUAUUUUUUAUUUUUUUAUUCAUUUAUUCACAUUUAUUCACUUCAUUUUUGUUAACUCUGUCAGACAGUAAAAACCAUGCUAUUAUAAUGUGAUUAGUUCUUAAGUGUAUUUUUCUUUGAAAAGGAUUUUAUUCCCAUUAAUUUUCAGAAUGGGAAGACAGAGUUGACACAUUAAAGCUACGACUACAGUGAUAUCUACAUUGUUCGUUUAAAAUAUCAUAAACUUACAAAAUUUAGCAGACCAAGAACCAAAAGUUUUUGCUGACCAUGACAUUGUCUGGUUUAUGAUCAUGAAAAGAAUCUGACGUUGAGGUAAAGUGAAGAUGCAAAUUUGAUAGGCAUAUGGAACAUAUAGUUUAAAGUGCACUUUAUGAAUAUUUAUAUCUAUGCAUUUUAAACUCUUUUUGGCAUGCAGUAUGACAUUGAGACCUCUAGCUGAGGAUAGGUUACCAAGUACUGCAUUUUAACACAUUCUAAUACAAUUCAUUGAAAAUAUCUGAAAUAGAUUUUUUGAUCAUACGCCGCUCCACCUGACUUUUAAUGCAUUAAAGACUUUUUGAUAUAGGUUAUAGGUUAAUAUAUGUGUUUUGUCCCUUAUCUCAAGAAUCAGUGAUUUAUGGGCUCCACUUAAUGAAGUAAGCAGAAGUAAAAUCACAAGCAAAAUUGAAAUGUCAAACGAAAACUAGCUUGCAUUCAUUCAUUUUCUUAUAAAAUUGUUAGUGCUUUAUGAUUAGCUUAAAGUUGCAGUAUGAAGACUAGAGAAAAACACACAGGAAACAUGUUCCUUUAAUACUGUCAGAGCAGUCAUGUACAUUUUGCCUUAAAUUUUAUAAGAUGUUAAUAGGGCUUUUCUGGGUUCUCGUCAGUGAUAUACUAUAAGUCUACUAUUCUUACAUAGUAAUAGAUGUGUGCAGCCUGCUUUUGAUGAUACUUACCUUUAAUUACUACAUAAACAAGUACUGUUUUGCACCUUAAUUCAUUCAGGAUAAACAUGCAAUGCUUUUUAAAUUAUGUAACAUUUCUAUCCAAGUUGUGUUUAAUAACAUUUGUACAAGAGAGAUCUUCAAAUCUGGAAAUGCUAAUGCUGCACAGCUUCAGGCUGACACCCACAAAAAAUCUGUCAGUGGCUCCUCUGAUGUCUCAGGUCUCAGACCCAUUAAAAUAAGCACAGUCAUGAUUACUCUGAAAUGGAUUAGAAAGUGCAUGGAUGCGAGCUGACUGCAUUUGAUUUUGCUUGUGAUUUAUGUAUUAGACAAAGCUCUUGUGUAUUUGGUUUAGAAACCAGAGGGACGAGUUUUUAUGGGUUAGAGAAACACAUUUACUGACAGUACAACACUCCACAGGAAGUGGCUCUACGCUAAGACUCUCCCACUCACGAACCAUUUUAGUGUUUUAUGAGGGCGUCUACGAGGAAACAGACUGGAAGUCACAACUAUGUUGCGGUGGUUGUUUAUUUCUGGCAAAGUAAACACAUAAAAAGGUCAAUAAAUACUCGACUAAAGACCUUUAUUACAAGUACCACAUUUCCAGAUUUCGUAACAGUAGUAGUUGUGACAGGUAAAAUAUUUGCAACAUGAUCAAUCCGGGAAAUGUUUUUUCAUUAAAUAAUUUGCACUUCCAAGUAUAGAAAAUCCAGUGUAAGUGUUUUAUAUUUUAUUUUGAAAUAUUUAGUUUUGUUACUGUAACUAGAUAGAGCAUCUACUUAAGAUCUUAAUGUACAGGUCUUGAAAAUAUCAAAAAAUGCUGGAAAUAAUUGUGCCUUUACAUUUUAUUUAUAUAUUUGCUAUUUUACAUUGCUA